AUUAUUAUCCAUUCUGCGCCAAGUGCCAGUGCCACUACCACCCACCAUUCUCUCUCUCUCUGAAGUCCCAACAACUACUCUACAAGAGAAAGAAAGGCAACCAAAUAAAAAUAAUAUGUACUAGUAGUCUCCUUUUCUUCUGUAAGUUUUCUUUUCUCAACUUUUACUUCUCUUCUCCCAUCAAAACCCUAGUCUUUCUCUCUCCUCAUUUCUUUACUCUUUAUCUCACAUUCACCUGCACAUAUUUCAGACGACUUUCCAAGGGGAAGAAAACACUAAAUUAAAUUGGAGGCCUGGGUCUCAUGAGAAUUCUCAGGGGAAUGCAGAGAUCGAUUUGCUCUGAAAUUAAAAACAAGGCUAAAGAACCAGGCUGGACUAGAUCAUUUUGCCGUGGCAUUGGCGUUUACGUGCCGAAAGUUAGGACUCGGGAUAAACCACAGUUCUAAUCUUUCCAGAUUGCAGAUUGUCUACUUGUUUGGGAAAUUUAGUCAUGACCAGGAUUUUGGUUCCGCGUGGUUCUUCGGGGUGUUCAUCUUCCAACCAGACCCGCACUUCAGCUCCCAGCUCCUCAAAUGCACCUAUUCAGCCUCAUAUUGCUCCUUCCCAACCUAUUGUCGCGCCACCUGAUGAAGUCCAUGAACAAUUGAUUGUUAAUGAAUUGCCGGAAAUUUGUGCAAGUAGUGGGACUGGGAACAAGAUAGGGAGAGGUGAUGAGCUUUCUACUGAGGGGUUUGAUCAGAGUAAGAAUGUGGGGGAUGAUAGUGCCAUUGAUUUGAAAAUUGGGAACAAUGAUACUCAAGUGGAUUUCAUGAAAGGGUUUAGUGGUCUAAAGGUCACUGAUCAUAAAAAUUCUGGGACAGAUGCCUCGAAUGCUGAUAAUUUGCAAAGUGGUAUUGGGAGCUCGCAGCCCCCUCCGCCUCCUAUUCCGCCUCCAAAACCUUCAGGAUCAAAUUCUAUGCUGAGGAGAUUUGUGGCAGGGACUCCAGACUCUCCUCGGAUUGGACCGGCUAGAAGGCCCACUGGCUGGCCAGCUACAGCUAGGACUUCCCCAUCUGCAUCAAGACCUUCCUCGCCGAGAUCUCAUUGUGAAAGUGAGGGUUAUAAUAGUGCUGAUGAGCAAACUUCUACCUUUGGAUCCUCAUACUAUGACCUCGAGAGAGAGCGGCAAUUUGAAAUUGAUAUUAGACGUGCUAAAGGUUUGGAAGUUAAGAGAAUGCUGGAGGAUGGUAAUUGUCUAUUUAGGGCUGUUGCGGAUCAAGUUUAUGGGGAUUCAGAUGCAUACGAUUUGACGAGGCAUAUGUGUAUAGAUUAUAUGGAGCGUGAGAGAGAUCAUUUCUCUCAGUUUAUUACAGAAGGUUUUACAUCUUAUUGUAAGAGGAAAAGAAGAGACAAGGUUUAUGGAAACAAUGUAGAGAUCCAGGCCCUAUCUGAGAUGUAUAACCGACCCAUACAUAUAUAUUCUUAUAGCACAGAGCCUAUUAACAUAUUUCAUGGGAACUAUGACACUGAUUUGCCUCCCAUUCGGCUAAGUUAUCAUCACGGCAAUCACUAUAAUUCACUUGUCGAUCCUCGUCGAUUGAGUGUUGGCGCGGGGCUCGGGUUCAGCUGUCUUCGGGGGAGGAAUGUGGACAUGGAUCAGGUUAAAGCUGCCAUAAAAGCUCAACAAGACCAACAGAUAGAUAAUGCACUGUUGGCUGAAGGACGAUUUUACUCAGAUCUAGAGCUCACGGAAAAAGAAAUUGAGCGUAUGGUAAUGCAAGCUUCCCGCGCUGAGUAUAUAGCUGGUAACAAAUCAAAGCAACGUGCUGGUCUAAGAGAAUCCUCAACAUCUAGCGCAGAACCCUCAUCCUCUGGAGCCAGGUUAUCGGACACCGAGAAUGAAAAAGAAAGUGGCCUACCUGAUGCAGUGUUGACCAGCAGCAUGCGGAUGGUGCUGUCAAUGGGAUUCAGCUAUCUGCAGGUCGUCGAGGCCUACAGUAUAUUUGGAGAAGAUGUUGAUUCUAUGGUUUGUUAUCUGUUGGAGACCAGCAGUAGCAGCAGGCGCAAGGGGAAGGCUACUGAAUGAAAAUAGCCUAUAUUAUAAAUGUAUGUGAUUACAUUUGGGUUUGUGAUUUUAUCGUCUGAAGUUUAACUAGUUGAGUCUAGCCACUUUCAAAUUUUCAUGUGAUACUUUAUAAUCUUUCUGAUGUUAGAUAGAUUUAAUAUACAGUUCAUCUGUUUUAUAUA
Beta vulgaris subsp. vulgaris (sugar beet) is the source of this 2226-nucleotide messenger RNA. Its product is annotated as OVARIAN TUMOR DOMAIN-containing deubiquitinating enzyme 6. Gene Ontology annotation, molecular function: cysteine-type deubiquitinase activity; K63-linked deubiquitinase activity. Gene Ontology annotation, biological process: protein deubiquitination. The transcript is spliced from 9 exons. The record is from RefSeq and is a predicted model, not a curated record. NCBI's taxonomy places the organism in Eukaryota, Viridiplantae, Streptophyta, Magnoliopsida, Caryophyllales, Amaranthaceae. The coding region runs from base 491 to 2065 and encodes 524 amino acids.